Messenger RNA from Dujonia railenensis, 345 nucleotides. The record is from the annotation of a GenBank genome assembly. NCBI's taxonomy places the organism in Eukaryota, Fungi, Ascomycota, Pichiomycetes, Serinales, Debaryomycetaceae.
AUGGACAGUAUACCUUUUCCUUCUUGUUUUCAUAACCGUGUCCAUAAAUCUGCGAGUCGCUUUGGAUUUUUUUCACCAUUUACGAAUGAUUUGGGAGAGGCUUUUGUGUCGCGUUUAGGGUUGUAUGCAGGGUGGAAUAUUUAUAGCAUGAAAAAAAAAAUGGGAAGAAAAAUAAUUUGGCUGGGGACGAUAAUUGUAGCAAGAGAGUCGCUCAGCAAUGGAAUAAGAAGAUUGAGGAAGACGGGGGUCUGGUUGAGUAAGGGAGAGGAGGGGGGAAGAAGGGAGCAGAAGUGGGAAGGAGACAGAAGAAGAGACGCUGUUUUGUUUUUCUUCUCGUUUUUGUAG